This is a messenger RNA of Eurytemora carolleeae, 2642 nucleotides long. RefSeq lists its product as uncharacterized. The record is from RefSeq and is a predicted model, not a curated record. NCBI's taxonomy places the organism in Eukaryota, Metazoa, Arthropoda, Copepoda, Calanoida, Temoridae.
AAUAUUCGGCAGCAAAUUGAAAACGACCUGAAAGGCGGAGUUUCCUCUAACACCUCAGGACCUUCCGCUGGAGAAAUUGCCAGGCUUAACGCUGAAAAGAAACUUUUUGGAGUUCAGUCUGAACGAAUACGAGCUGAGAUGCAGAGAUACGCAGCUACUAAAGAUCCUCGUUUAAGGGCGGAGAUGAAACAUAAGCUUAACCCUGUCAUGGAUAAUCAGCUUUCCAGAACAAGACGGAUGCGGGGACAUAGGCGGAACUUGUCGGAUGGUAGAAUUACAACCUCGCUUACAGAUUCAAUGGGAGACGAUACUGGUUUCAGCAGUUUGCCGAAUAGACCUUUUUCUUCAUUAUCUGGGGGACAUCUGGAUUCUUAUGAUUAUGGAACAGAUAACUCACAAUCCUACUUGUUUGAGGGAUUGAGAGAAUCAUCAGUACCAGGGUACGGACUAACAGAGGAGGAAAAAUUCAGGGCUUACAAUAAUCCAAGGAUGAUGCAGCGAAGGUCUAGUUUGGGAGGAGGAGGAAUGGAUAGUGCUUUAUACGAUUAUGGAAACAACCCUGUAAUUAACACCAUGAAUAGACGGCCUCACUCUUCUAUGAGUGGUAAGCUAGGCCAGGGUUCCCUGGGACCUGGAGCAAGAUCUUGGCAUCCGUCACCUCUUCACAGUGACGAGGAAACAGAAGAGCAUCAAUUCUUUAAGGAGGAGAAAAAAAACAGAAUUAAAAUGGAAAUUUCCCGACGCCGAAACCAGAUAGAGGAAAAUGCGCGAUUGCACGAGGAGCUCAUACGUUUAGCUAAAUUACGAGAGACCGCUGAAAUGGGAGGAGGAGAGAUCAACAGACUUCAUGUAACCGGUUACAACAACAGCCCUAACAUCAGCCCUGGUCGUGAUGGUACUGGGGUUCUAAGGUCAGUGGAUGAAAUUCUAAGAAAUGACCAUCAAAACUUUUCCAGCUUUGGUUCGAGUAGUGCUAGGAUACAGUCAGGGCGAAGGGAUCUUGGUCGGCAUGGAUAUGAAGACGACCUCCUGGUUUCAGGACCUGGGAUGGGUAUGGAUAGAUACAAUGUCCCGGUAUAUGACAGCACAAGAAAACCUCAGAGACUGACCGACUUCUCACCGGUCAACUCCGACCUUGCAGAUUUCAAUCACCACUACUCCGAUUCUGGCAGGUCAAGAAAAUUUGAUGAGUAUGGGAACUUCAACUCAAGCUCCAGUAACUACAACGCCGGAAUGGGUAACUUUAACACGGGAUCAAAUAACUUUAAUCCAGGAAUGAGUUUUAAUUCAAAUGGUCGUUACGGGCGGCAUAAUCUUUAUAGAUAACAGAACGGUUGAAUGGAUUUUAGUUUCUUAAUAUAAACCCAUGCAUAUCCAUCAGUGAUGAAUAAAUAAGUUUAGCUAAAUCUAAUCAUUGUUAUUUUCUUGUGAUCUAAUAUUGUUAAUUUGUUAAAAGUCUAAACAUUGCACAAUCAGACUGUUAAAGUUUAGAGUUUAGAUAUCUUUUAUUAACUAUCGUCAAAUUCUCAAAAGAUUAUUUUAAAGAAGAAGGACAGCUAACUCUAAUAUUUUAACAGAAAGCAGUUCGUUUAAACUUAUUUUGUGAUAUUAUUAUCUCUCAAAUCAUAUUGCUCCUAUAUCUCAAUUUCAAUAUUAAUUUUUGAAUCUCAGAAUUAAUACAACUAGUCUGACUUUUCUUCUCAGAAUUAAUACAACUAGUCUGACUUUUCUUCUCAGAAUUAAUACAACUAGUCUGACUUUUCUUCUCAGAAUUAAUACAACUAGUCUGACUUUUCUUCUCAGAAUUAAUACAACUAGUCUGACUUUUCUUCUCAGAAUUAAUACAACUAGUCUGACUUUUCUUCUCAGAAUUUCUGAAACCAAUCUUGUGAUAAACUGUUUUCAGACCAACUCUAGAUACUGUGGCCAGUAUGUUUAAAUUUUACCCUCCUUUCAAAUUUUAUCUUUGGGUAUGGUUAUUGGCUUUUGGUAAAUCUGGCUUUGUUUUGAAAAUAAAGUGUUUCAUAAAAUCAAAUUACAAGCAACAUUUUUAACUAAAUUGUUAUCUUUUUGAUCACAAUGCACGAGUUUAACCCAGUUCCUUUUUUCAUUCAUUAGACAAGGGUAAAUAGAAAGUAUGUAUCAACUGUUAACCCUUUCCCAUUGUAGUCAGUGAAAUUACGUAAUUUUGUUACAAAGACUAAUGUUUUACGACAAGAAAAUCCGAAAUUGUAAAACCCCCAUUGCUACAGCAUUGUUUGCGUUGUGCCUUACUCAUUCUAUAGGUUUGAUUUAUUUUAAUCAUGUCAAUCUAGAUUUUUAUCAAAUUAUUGCAAAGAGUGCAUUUAAGAUUGUAAAUUAGUCUUAACAGUAGUUACUUUUUUAUCAAAUACCUUUUGUUGUGAGAGUAAUUUUUUAGUUAGAGGAACUGCGUACUUUGUUUGAUGCGUGUCAUUGAAAUAUAAAGUGAACAACUAGGUAAAUUUGGCGUAAUACCAUUCUUUAUUUAUGUUCAAAUUUUAAAAAAGGGUUCAAGAUCUUGCAAUAUGCAUUUUUCCAAUUUCCAGGGGCGGAUACAGGAUUUAAGUGAGGGGGGGGGGGGCAAGAUAUUUUAGGAACAAAAAAAUUCACAAUUAGGAACA